Molecule: messenger RNA, 1894 nt
Organism: Zophobas morio
Lineage: Eukaryota; Metazoa; Arthropoda; Insecta; Coleoptera; Tenebrionidae
Product: chorion peroxidase-like
Exons: 11
Coding region: 18-1886 (622 amino acids)
Biological process (GO): response to oxidative stress
Molecular function (GO): peroxidase activity; heme binding
Source: RefSeq, a predicted model, not a curated record
AUUUAGCAUCUAGAGCAAUGGAAAUUGCUCUAGCUACAAGGGAUUUUAAAAAUCGUCAAGGACUCACAAAUGACGAGAUUGAAGUUGGAAUGUUGGAACAAGAUUUAAGUGCUACUCCACUUGGUGUGGCUUGUCCUCCAAAACCCAAGUGUCCAGUCAUUCCAGUAAGAUAUCGGAGAAUUGAUGGAGCUUGCAAUAAUGAACUUAAUUCAGCCUGGGGUAGUGGAAUGACACCAUAUUCGCGACUAUUACCACCAAGUUACAAAGAUGGAAUUUGGAUGCCUCGACUGUCCGAAAAUGGAGGUGUUCCUCUUGUUAGUCCUAGACUCAUCAGUACAACACUUAUUUCUGACAAAGAUGUGUUCAACUAUGAUUAUACGUUGAUGGUGAUGCAGUUUGGCCAAUUUUUAUCACACGAUAUAACACAAUCGCUUGAGUUUUCGUUUAUAAAUGGUAGCGCUAUAUCUUGUUGCUCUCUGGAUGGACGAAUGAAGCUGCCCCAUCAGGAUCGUCAUUACGCAUGUAUGGCAAUAGAUAUUUCUCCAAAUGAUCCAUUUUAUGGCCGUUUUCAUCAAAAAUGCAUGAAUUUUGUCAGAUCUGUGCUAGCUCCUAGGCAAGACUGUACAUUAGGGUAUGCACAACAGAUGAAUAAAAUCACCCAUUUUAUUGACGGUUCGUCUAUUUAUGGAUCAACCCCAGAACAAACUGGAAAGCUUAGGAACUUUGAAAAGGGGAUGUUACGAAUUUUUAACGACUUUGGUAGAUCUAUGUUGCCUUUGUCAGAAGAUCCAGAUGAAUGUCUGUCGAAGGAACAAAAUUCAGCCUGUUACCUAUCAGGCGACAGCAGGACUAAUCAAAUGAUUUCCUUAGUAGCACUUCAUACUAUUUUUCUUAGAGAACAUAACAGAGUGGCUUACGAACUUGCAAAAUUAAAUCCUCAUUGGAACGAUGAACGGAUUUUUUUGGAAGCUCGACAGAUUGUAAUUGCCGAAUUACAGGUCAUUACUUAUAAAGAAUUUUUGCCAAUAGUGGUAGGAAAUGCGGCAAUGGAAGAAUUUCGUUUGUCUUUAUCUCAAGGAUUGGAUUAUUCGUACGACUAUGAUCCUUCCGUAGAGCCAUCUGUAACAAAUGAAUUUGCAUCAGCGGCAUUUCGUUUUGGACACUCUACUGUUGACGGUCUUCUCAAAAUCUUUGGAAAAGAAAGAAUGGAUGAAAUGAUUUUUCUUCCCGAGAUAAUGUUUCAGCCAAACCGUAUGCGAAAACUUUUUUUCAUGGACGAACUCUUAAGCACAUUAACAACAGAACCGCUUCAACAAGUUGACAACAAUAUCGCGGAGGCUUUAACACGAUACAUGUUUCGAGCUGGCAACGCUUUUGGCAUAGACCUAGCUUCGCUAAAUAUUCAAAGAGGCAGAGAUCAUGGACUUCGGCCCUACAACGAUUACCGAGAACUUGUGGGACUAACAAGAAUCAAAAGUUUCGAUGAACUAAAUCCUAAAUUGAGAGAUAAACUUAAAAGUGUUUAUGAAUCAGUCAACGAUAUCGAUUUAUGGGUUGGAGGAUUAUUAGAAGAGAAAGCUCCGGAGAGUAUUGUGGGAUUCACCUUCAGAGACAUUAUAGCAGAUCAGUUUUACAGGCUAAAAAAAGGGGAUCGAUACUUUUUUGAAAACCAUCCAAGCAUUAAUCCGGGAUUUUUUACUCCAGAACAACUUCAACAAUUACGUAAAACCUCUAUGUCUCGUUUGAUUUGUGACAACAGCGAUGGAACACUUUUAGCACGACAAGCACCUAAUGCUUUUAAAAAACCAGGCGUUGAAGGUAAUGAAUUUGUCGAUUGCAACAGUAUGGAGAUCCCAAACAUAAAUUUAAUUUUUUGGAGAGAAUAAUGUAGUGU